GUGCUCUCUUGCAGGUGUGUGUGUGAGUGUGAGAGAGCCAUGCAGAGCUCGGCAGGUGUGAGUGUGUGUGUGUGUGUUCUGUGCGGGGUACCUGCAGUGGGGAAGUCCACCCUCACACACACUCUCUCUGAGGCCCUUCACACACACGGCUGGACCUCCGUCACCGUGUCUUAUGAUCAGCUCCUCCCUGAGGAGACUCUCCACCUCCACACACCUCACAGAGACGAGGAGGAGGAGGAGGCAGCACGUGCAGAGACAGGGUGGAAGCAGCACAGACAGGCCGUGUUGGAGUGUGUGGAUGGUCUUCUGCAGGAGCUCACCGCUGACACACCUCACACGCACACCGGAUCAGGAGGAGGAGGAAGUGUGUUUGAACGGUUUAAGGUGGCCAUGGAGGAGCAGCAGAUCCACUCUGUGUUACAGGACACACACUCCAGCCCUCAGAGACUCGUCCUGCUGCUCGACGACAACUUCUACUACCACAGCAUGAGAUACCAAGUGUUUCAGCUCGCGCGCAGGCGUUCGGCGGGGUUCUGUCAGCUCUACCUGCGCUGUCCACUGGAGCUGUGUCUCCAUAGAAACAGGGUCAGAGGUCAGCUGGUAUCGGAUGAUGUCAUCAUUGAGAUGGCCAAGCGCAUAGAGCCUCCGAACUCGGAGAAGAACCCGUGGGAGAAAAACAGCGUGACUGUGGACACGACACACACCGUGACACACACACACAUACAGGAGUUGCUGCAGGUGAUUUUUUCAGCAGUAGAAAAUCCUCUGAGUCCAGUUCAGGAUGAUUCAGAACAGAGGGAGGCAGACAGACAGCUGUGUGCCUGCAGUGUGGUGCACCAGGUGGAUCAGGUGUGCAGGAGACUCGUGUCUCAGGCCAUGAUCACAGCCAGAGCAUGCACACAAAGCGCUGAGGAUCUGAAGUCGUUGGCGAGAGCCCUGAGCGAGGAGAAGAGUCGCUUCCUGCAGGAGCUCCGAGCUCAGGUUCUCCAGCAGCUGCAACAGGACGAGUGUGUGUGUGUGGAGCGCGUGGUCACCAUGGCGACCGGGUCGUUUACUCGCAGAACGCAUGUGACGAUGGAGCGACACGGCGUACGUUCCACGCCCAACUCGUAAUCACGACGUCUCUGCUGUGCUUCUUACUCAAUCAGACUCGUUAAUUCACUUUACUGAAAAUAACUUUGAUAGGAAUCUACAGAGAGAUGAUUAUAGAGACUUUAUGAUCAGGUUAAUAUAAAACGAGCGCUAUCUGAGGAGAGAGAGCAGAAAGUGUGUCCUGUCUGCUGUCAUGCCUUUGACUGAUUUACAUCAACAUGAUAAACGUGAACAGAGCACUGAGUCCUCAACUAAUUUAAUUUAUUUACAUUUUGUUUGUAUGGCGCUUUUAUAAAUGGUCAUUCACGUAAAGCAGCUUCACACAAUCAAAAGAAAAUUAUGGAAAUGUGAAAAAUGUGUAUGAAUUAAAUGAUCAGAUCGUCCCUGAUGAACAAGCCGAGGACGACGGUGCUGAGGGAAAAACUCCCUGAGAUGGUAAUUGAAAGAAACCUUGAGAGGAACCAGACUCACCAGGGAACCCAUCCUCAUCUGGGUGAUAACGGAUGCCCUGGUUCCCUUAAAUCCUACUACAUUUUCUAAUCUGUGAAGGAGAGCACUAUAAUUAAUGGAGGUCGAGGUAUACAAGCAGAGACGUAACCCUGAUCAGAGACCAGUGUUCCAGAUUUAGUAACAAACCCACUGCUGAGUGAAGAGUUCAUUAUUUUUAGCAGGGUUCUGUUAUUGCUGGUACUAUCUGCUUGAGAAAAUGUCUCGGGAUAAAUGUAUUUAAUUCACAGGUUGAUGAAUUUGCAGAAGAGAUGAGUGAAAUUAGUUCAUUGUCUUCAAGGGGAGUAAAGUAUUUUAGGUUCUAAUGUGAUGGUUAGUUUAACAUCUGUAUCACUUAAAUUGUCUGGUUUUAAAGCCUGAAUUUUUUGCCUAAUAUUUAUGAUUUUGGUACUGAAAAAGUCAAAGAUAUCAAAGAUAAUAACACUAAUAAAACUUGUUUUAUUAUAAAUGUAUAAAUAUUUCUGUUUU
This is a messenger RNA of Clarias gariepinus (North African catfish), 2067 nucleotides long. It is a transcript of the gene pstk, whose product is annotated as L-seryl-tRNA(Sec) kinase. Lineage: Eukaryota; Metazoa; Chordata; Actinopteri; Siluriformes; Clariidae. The coding region runs from base 40 to 1113 and encodes 357 amino acids. Gene Ontology annotation, molecular function: kinase activity; tRNA binding. The transcript is spliced from 6 exons. The record is from RefSeq and is a predicted model, not a curated record.